ACCGCGCAUCGGCGGGCACGGCCCGGCCCGGCACAGCCCGGCCUGCGGCGGGAGCACCUGGGAGCAGAGAUGGAUAAGAUACUGGAAGCUGUGGUGAUGUCUUCAUACCCCAACAACGUGAAGCAAGGGCUUGUGAGGCGCGUCAUUGAGGCAGCAAAGCAGCCCAUGGACAGUGAACAGUGCUGGUCCAUGCUUGAGCUGUCGACCAAGCUUUAUCUUACUGGGGACACCAAGUAUAAAAGAGAGAUUGGGAAAGAGGUUUUGGAGGUCUACGGCCACUACCACCCAGAGGAGUUUGAGGAGUUCUUCAAUGUCCGCUUCCUAUUGAGUCUCCUCCAGGAAGGCUAUGGGCCUUUGGGAAAAAGAAGCCAUUAUGUACUCGAUUAUAUCCAGUUAGGACUGCAGUUUGUCUUGGAAAGCCCAUCAGCAAAUAGCAUUUUCAACUUACUGAGGAUCGAAGUGCUCCGGAAAGUCUGCGAGAGGCCCAGCCCCAAGCAGUGUGCUAAAAUCAGUAAACUCUUAACCCAGCAUCCUCAGUGCAUUCCCACGGGCAAACACCAGAUCUUGUUUUGUCAGCAGCUGAUACGGUGCAUCGGGCAGUUCCAGUGCAUCUCCGAAGGGGAAGAGGACAUAAUGGAGUUUUUGGAGCAGGUGAACAAAGUGAGCGGUCUGCUGCAGAGGAUCUGGAGGACUCAGACUUCAGCCAUCCUUCCCUCUUUGAAAGAGCUGUUCACUAUCAUUUCAUCGACAGAGGAGCAGGAAGCACCAUCAAAUGCCUUGGCCAGCGUGGUCCAGUUUGUCCCUCUGGAGCUUAUGGAUGGUGUCAUAAGAAACCUAACCAACGAUGACAGCAUCACUGAUGUGCAAAUGAUGACAGCCAUCAGUAGGAUGAUUGACUGGGUGUCUUGGCCGCUGGGAAAGAACAUAGACAAGUGGAUCAUCGCUCUGCUGAAGGGUUUGGCUGCAGUGAAAAAGUUCAGCAUCUUGAUCGAAGUUACUCUUUCGAAAAUCGAAAAGGUCUUCUCCAAGUUGCUGUACCCCAUUGUGAGGGAAGGGGCUUUGUCCGUCCUGCAGUACAUGCUGCUGAGUUUCCAGCACUCCCACGAAGCGUUCCACCUGCUGCUCCCUCACAUUCCCAGGCUGGUGGCCUCUCUGAAGAAGGAGGACUCCAACUCUGCCACCAGCUCCCUGGAGCAGCUGGCUGAGCUCAUCCACUGUAUGUUCUUCCGCUUCUCAGGAUUUCCAGAUCUCUAUGAACCAGUCCUAGAAGCAGUUAAAGCUCUUCCGAUUCCGAACGAAGACCGGAUUAAGCAUCUCUUGGGACAGAACGCUUGGACCUCCCAGAAGAAUGAGUUGGCUUGCUUCUACCCCCGUCUGGCUUCCAAAUCUGAGACAGGAAAGAUUGGGUUAAUUAAUUUGGGAAACACCUGCUACAUGAACAGCAUCAUACAGUCUCUUUUCAUGGCUUCAGACUUUAGGCAUUCGGUGUUGAAUUUAGCAGAAGGCAACUCCCAGCCCCUGAUGACAAAGCUCCAGUGGCUCUUUGCGUUUUUGGAGCACAGUCAGCGACCUGCCAUCUCACCUGAGAGCUUCCUCUCUGCCUCCUGGCCGCCUUGGUUUACCCCCGGUGCUCAGCAGGAUUGCUCGGAGUAUCUGAAGUACCUGCUGGACCGAUUACACGAAGAAGAAAAAACCGGAAAAAGGAUCUACCAGAAACUCAAAGAAUCCAGCUUGAUGUCUCAGGCCAUUGAACAGCAUUAUUUAAACAAGACAUUAAUUGAGAAGAUGUUUGGGGGUAAAAUGAUGACAAAAAUCCGCUGCUUGAAGUGUCUGAAUGUCUCCUCUCGAGAAGAAGCCUUCACAGACCUGUCCCUGGCUUUCCCUCCACCAGACAGGAAUGUGCUUAGCACAGGGAGUGCAUCUGUUUUACCAGUGGAAGAAAUCGGUCCACAGUUUAUUGAGCCUCCUGGAAACCCAAGCCAGAUAAUGGGAUCUCCCAGGAUCCAGAGGAAGCCUCAUGUGUCUGGAGACCAUGCAGCCCACCUGGUGCCGGUGGAAACACUGGGUUUCCAGGAGCCGGGAGACCAGGCAACUCCCUUAAGCAGCAAUGCUGUUGGCAUGGAUUCAGCCAAAGACCCUCUCUUGGCUUUUGGGGGGCAGACAUGCAGUCCCAAGGACUCCAGAUCCGUUCCCGAUUUAAUCAAUUAUUUCCUGUCCCCGGAGAGACUGACAGCAGAGAAUAAAUAUCAUUGUGAGAAAUGUGCUUCUUUGCAGGAUGCUGAGAAAGUGGCUGAGCUGACGGAGGGACCACACUACCUCAUCCUCACCCUGCUGCGGUUCUCCUUUGACCCAAGGACCAUGAAGAGGAAGAAGAUCUUGGAUAAUGUCUCCAUUCCCUUGGUGCUGAAGCUGCCUGUUCUUGUUACCCCAGAAGAAAGCGAGGAUGUUUGCCAGCGCAGGAAGGACAGAGCUGCACCGGGCAGCAGUUUUGUCUCUGUCGUGUAUGACCUCUGUAGCGUGGUGGUGCACUCAGGGAUCUCCUCCGAGAGUGGCCACUAUUAUUGCUACUCCAGAGAGUGCAGUGAUACCCUCACCUGUGGGCAGCCCCGGGAUGGCGCACAGAAACCUGCCUCUGACAAGCAGUUGGACUUUGAAAUCCAGUGGUACCUCUUCAACGACACCAGGGUUUCCUUCUCCUCUUUCGAAUCGGUCAGCAACGUGACCUCUUUUUUCCCCAAAGACACUGCCUAUGUGCUCUUCUACAGGCAGCGGCCGGGCAGGCAGAGCUGCCUGAUGCACGAAGCUGGGGCCGAGGCUAGCCGCCCGCACGGCGAACCCUCCCUCAAUAAGGACUUGAUGGAAGCCAUUUCCAAAGAUAAUAUCCUCUACUUGCAGGAACAGGAAAAAGAAGCAAGGAACAGAGCUGCCUACAUUUCCGCCUUGCCGAAAUCCCCUCUGUGGUGGAGAGACUUUGACAGGGACAAGGAUGAUGACAGCUCAUCGGGGGGCUGCAGCCCCGCUGCUGGGGGAGGAGGAUCCGGCUCGUUUCACGGACUCGUCUUCUAGGGAUCAGGUUAAAUCAGACAUUCAUGUCCAUGUGUCUAACCCAGCCACUGGGCUGACCUGAAGCCAGAGGCUCCUCUUUCUGGUACCGGUGACAGCAAGUGUCUCGGAGAAGGAUUUGGCCUUGAAUCUUUCAAUGAAAAAGGACUCACGGGCUGAUUCAGAGACUGUGUGUCUGGCUGGAGCUAAAUGCUGGCGCCUGGAGGGUCCUACCGCUUUCUAUGCACUUGAUCUUAACGCCUUAAAGUAACACUAGUAGCUAAGCACCUACGGAGUUGAGCA
Molecule: messenger RNA, 3345 nt
Organism: Dromaius novaehollandiae (emu)
Lineage: Eukaryota; Metazoa; Chordata; Aves; Casuariiformes; Dromaiidae
Gene: USP35
Product: ubiquitin specific peptidase 35
Exons: 11
Coding region: 70-3066 (998 amino acids)
Biological process (GO): ubiquitin-dependent protein catabolic process; protein deubiquitination
Cellular component (GO): cytosol; nucleus
Molecular function (GO): cysteine-type deubiquitinase activity
Source: RefSeq, a predicted model, not a curated record